Messenger RNA from Phragmites australis (common reed), 1493 nucleotides. RefSeq names its product type IV inositol polyphosphate 5-phosphatase 11. Gene Ontology annotation, cellular component: plasma membrane. Gene Ontology annotation, biological process: response to auxin; response to jasmonic acid; response to salt stress. NCBI's taxonomy places the organism in Eukaryota, Viridiplantae, Streptophyta, Magnoliopsida, Poales, Poaceae. The record is from RefSeq and is a predicted model, not a curated record. The coding region runs from base 143 to 1153 and encodes 336 amino acids. The transcript is spliced from 8 exons. Gene Ontology annotation, molecular function: phosphatidylinositol-3,4,5-trisphosphate 5-phosphatase activity; phosphatidylinositol-3,5-bisphosphate 5-phosphatase activity.
ACCAAAAGUACACAUAUCCAAAUCCAAUUACUUCUCUUUCUGCCUAGAACCUUUGAACUUUCAGAAUAUAGUUGUACAGAAAGGGUUCCUUGGUUAUCUUUCCCAUGUUAGAUGAUCAGAAAGAAAGAUUCGGUAACUAGACAUGGGCAACUGCAGCGGCUUUGCUCUUCCAAAGUGGAGAAGCGAGCUACACAGUAAUGGCAUGGUUUCUAUUGAUCAGGAUGGGACUCAUGAAGGCAUAAAGACAAUUCCGAUUCAGAAAGCCUGUGAAUUCACCACCAACUCUCUGCUCUGCGUGUGCAUCAUCACAUGGAACAUGAAUGGCAAGAUGUCUGUGGAAGAUGUAACAAAAUUGGUGAGCUCCAACAGAAAGUUUGAUUUGCUAGUUGUUGGGUUGCAAGAAGCACCAAAAUGUGAUGUUUCACAAGUUCUGCAAGAAACCAUGGCCGAGACACACAUUUUAUUAGGUCAGAAAAGCAUGCAGUCUCUUCAGAUGUUUCUUUUCGGAUCAAGGAGUUCGGAGAACUACAUCAGAGAGAUGAAGGUGGACAAACAUGCAGUUGGAGGUUGUGGGGGUAUGAUUGGGAGAAAGAAAGGAGCUGUGGCCAUGUACAUCAACUUCAGUGGUAUCCGGAUGGUUUUUGUGUCCUGCCAUCUCGCAGCUCACGAAGACAAAGUGGAAAAGAGGAACUCAGAAUGCCAGCAUAUUUCACACUCGCUGUUCUCCAGGAAUGGCAUACCAUAUGCCAAAUCCGCCAACAUAACAGUGUGGCUAGGUGAUCUGAAUUAUAGACUACAAGGAAUAAGCUCCAUGCCUGCAAGGAAGAUGAUUGAGGAGAAUCGUCAGAGUAAGCUAAGAGGCAAAGAUCAGCUUCUGCAAGAAGCUGAAAAGGGUGAAGUAUUCGAUGGGUACUGUGAAGGGACCUUGUUGUUUAAACCAACGUACAAAUAUAACGUCGGAAGUAGCAGCUACGAUACAAGUUAUAAGAUAAGAGUGCCUUCUUGGACAGACAGGAUAUUGUUCAAGGUUGACAACUCUUCAGGUUUGGAUGCAAUCUUAAGCUCAUACGAAUCCCUCGACUGUGUUCAGAGCUCCGAUCACAAGCCUGUGAAAGCCCAUCUUUGUCUCAAAGUACGCAGCGACGGUGAUUAAUUUCUCCAGUUGGCAUAGCAGAGUCAUCGCUUACAGUGAUUACUUUCUUCUCAGAACAAUUUGUAAAAAUGUCGAAUUGCACAAAGCUGUAGGGGUGUGAAAUGUGGUGUAAACCAUCACCCCUUGGUGUUUUCUCCCCUUUUAUCACCUGGAAAAAAAAUGCGUAUAGUAUAGUUGCAGAAGGGUGGUGAACUGGUGAUUAAUUACUAGAGUAUUUGAUAUUUCUCCAAAUUAUAUGGCAUGGUAUGAUGGAAUAAUGUAGCGAGAAAUGGACCGAGGUGGACAUGCACAGCAAACAAAUGCAAAUUAUAUAUGAUUGCAGUCUUGCUUUCUUACCAUU